UGAGAGAGUAGCGCCGUUCAACCUGUCUCUUUAUGCUGGAAUACUGGACGCGCAUGCAGUGGUAUUUAGGUUGUGUGCUUUGCUUGGCAGGGAAUCAGACUCAAAGAGAGACCCGAUUCGGUUAAAGAGCCGCCCCCCAUUGCCCAGCUUUUGGAUCUUUGCUGCAGCUUAUCCGUCUUUUGGGCUCAAGGGUCCCGGUUUGAAACAAUUAUGAGCUGAGACUUUAGCGCUGGGAUUUUGAGGAUGCCAGCCAUCUGUUUGUUUGCAUUUGUGUCCGCGCCAAAUGAAAAUCUCCAAGAAAGCGUGAGUAACUUCAUCCAACCAAAGUCUUUCUUGUUUGCUGUCUGUGGGGACGCUUGCUUUUGAGUAGAGUUCAGAUCCAGCUUGGUCCAAGGAUUUCUGCUAUUUUCAACUCUCUGACCUUGUUUUUUUACCUGACCGUCAGGUUUUGGUGUCUUGAAGGUCGUCUUCUAAAUUGGUUUUGAAAGUGUUGUUUGUUUGUCCAUCCGUCACGUUGAGCUGGACAUACACUGUAUGAUUUCAAGGCCAAUCUUGUAUACUAGCAUUAGAAUGUGUACUGUUGCAGACAAUCAAAAAAAAUUGAGACAAUGUCCCAACCGUUUGACAUCAGUACCUAAUGGAUACAGUUUCGAACACGGGUGGGCAAACUAGUCCGUAGUGGGUCCUGGUCUUUGUUUCAACUGAUCCAGAACACAGAGGUUUCUGCUGGAACAAGGAGCGCCUGGUGAUAAGUAGAGUUGUCCGAUAAUGACUUUUUAACCAAUAAUCGAUAUCCCGAUAUUUUCCAAGUCCCAAAAUCCAAUUAUCAAUUAAUUAGUCAAUUAGCAUACCUGCUGUGCUAAACUGUGACCGGCCUUUGUACAAAGGCAGGAUUACGGCUGCAGUUGUCGAUAAUGAAUUACCCAUAGACUUCAUAAUGUAUUGACGGGACGCGGGGGCCGAUUCAUAGGGGGCCUAUCUCUGUCAAAGCUGACCGAGUGGGAACACAAAGCUUUUUUCAUUGAAAAUUCUUGUGAAUACAUGCUUAAAUCUCUGAAUUCUUUAUAGAUAUGGAUGUAAAAAAGUCUCGAUUCUUGUUAAAAAGUAGGAAAAAAAGGUGCCGGUGGCGUUUAUUUUAUGAAAAUAUUACGAACUAUGAGGCUAGUCACUAGGGAAAUUAGUGGUCGACUGUGUUAUAUCCAUAUCUAUAAAGAAUUCAGGGAUUUAAGCAUUUAUUCACAAGAAUUUUCAUCGGAAAAACUCUGUUUACAUCAGGCGGCCGCUAGCUACAUUCACUCACAGACUAGCAUUGGACUUUGACGUAUUUACGUAAAAUAAACGCUAACUGCAUGUUUUUUUUUUUUUCGCUUUUAACCAAGAAUCACGUCUGUUUUACGUCCAUAUCUCUAAAGAUUUUGGGGAUUUAAGCAUUUAUUCACAAGAAUUUUCAACGUAAAAUCUCUCUGCAGCAGGCGACCACUAGCUACAUUCACUAACAGACUAGCAUUGUACUUCGACAUAUUUCCGUAAAAUAAAUGCAAACUGCAAGUUUUUUUUUUUGUUGCUUUUAACCAAGAAUCGAGAAUGUUUUAUGUCCAUAUCUGUAAAGAAUUUGGGGAUUUAAGCAUUUAUUCACCAGAAUUUUCACCGGAAAAGCUCUGUUUACAUUCGGCGGCUACCAGCUACAUUCACUAACAGACUAGCAUUGUACUUCGACAUACUUACGUAAAAUAAACGCUAACUGCACAUUUUUUUGUUUUGCUUUAAACCAAGAAUCGCGACUGUUUUACGUCCAUGUCUAUAAGGAAUUGGAGUAUUUGAGCGUUUAUUCACAAGAAUUUUCACCGGAAAAGCUCUAUUUACAUCAGGCGGCUGCUCGCCACAUUCAAAAACAGACUAGCAUUGUACUUUGACAUAUUUACGUAAAAUAAAUGCUUACUGCACUUUUUUUUUUUUUUUUUUGCUUUUAACCAAGAAUCGAGACUGUUUUACGUCCAUAUCUGUAAAGAAUUGGGGGAUUUAAGCAUUUUUUGACAAUUUUCAGCGAAACUAGCUCUUUGUCUGUGAUUCCACUCGAUCAGCUUUGACGGAGAUAGGCACCCUAUGUCCCGUCAAUACAUUAUGAAGUCUAUGACUCUAAUUAAACGACUACUUGAAGCAGCAAAAUUUGCUUCGAAGAUUUUUUUCUAAUUGAAUUACUCGAGUUAUUCGAUUAAUUGUUGCAGCACUGUAUUGGACAACUCUAGUGAAAAGAAAAGGUUUCCUCUUGAUGCGUUGGAACCAAAAAACCAGCACCCACUGCGGAAUAUUUUGCCCACCCCUGCUUUAGAAGUACUUUUUCCCCCUCGUUUUCCCUUUUCCACCUAAGAAUAGCGACCCGGCAUGAUUGAAAUCAUCAUCGGUCCAGCUUUACUCAUUAGUCCCAUGUCAAGCAAUCUUUGUGGGCAUUGUUUUUGAAUAACAAAUUGACUUUGCCAUCUACUACGUGGCCUAAAGUCUUAGUGUAAACAGCCUUUAACGUGUCGACAUUUGCAGCCUAUACACGAAACAUCGACUGGCUCGAAUGGAAUUUCAGUGCUUCGGCUGCAAUUAGUGACAACUUCUUGGCUGUAACCAUUUGUGCUGACCUAGCUUGUAACUACAGGUUCCACUGUGAGAGGAACAACUUCCCCGCCCAGUGCUUUUCCCGCCCGUUUGCCUCGAGAGAGAGAGGAAAAUAAGCCUCGGCUCCACCCCUUUGGUUUCAUAACACCGUGUUCUCUGUGUGGGGAGCUCGCACAAGUCGUAAAGUAGCUUCAGCCCGGAGGAGGCCGGAGGACUCAGAUGCUCCGAUCGCCACUCGCUCGGGACCGGAAGGGGUCGCGACCUGUCGUUCGUGGCGGUCGACGGCGCGGCAACAUGCAGGAAGAGUCUAAACAAAGAAGAAUGACCAUGGAUUUUUCCCAACUGCACACAUACACGCCACCACAGUGUGCUCCGGAGAACACCGGCUAUACCUACUCCCUCAGCUCCAGCUACUCGACGGCCGCGUUGGAGUUUGAGAAGGAGCACCAGAUCGCUCCGGUGUACGAGUCGCCCAGGAUGUCGCGGCGGAGCCUGCGUCUGCAAGCACUUGCUGCUCACGGUAACGACGACGUUCCUGAAUACUUGCAGAACCGGAGCCAGAGCAGCUAUGCUAUCAGGAAAGAGUCUCAAAUUGUUUCUGGCAUGGAGUCGCGGGGCAGGAAACUACAUUCCAGUUCCAACACCAUCUCUUUAUCCCUGAGCCAAGCCGACACGCCGAGGAAAAACCUUAGCUUCUCCGCCAUCAGUACCCCAGUAGGAAGUAGCACCAGGUUGGAGGAAGGCGACGUCAGGUCGGACGUCGGCCUGCACUCUACUCUGACGGACCGGGGUCACCUGAGACAGCGCACCUUCACCUCGACCAGUAGGACCGACGAUGGCAUCUGGGGCAGGACGUACCAGUCCGAACACAGAUCAUCGAACAUCAACGGCGACAUCGGCGCUUCCACGUCUCACGCCUCGCACGCCAACGGCUACAUCUGUAAAGACUGCAGCUUCCAUUGUGAAAAGAAUGACUCCAGCAGUACGCACUCGUCACCUAAACCCUCGACGUCGUCGCAUGAGGAAGCGAUCCACACGGAUCCUUUUUCUUACCGGUCGUCAUUUCACUCAAGGAUAUAUUCCCCAGACCAGAGUCAGAAGAGGCAGACUGGUGUCCUAACAUCUGUGUCAAAUACGUGUGCGCGCCUGAGCAAAAAAGUCCUGGCUCCUUUUGUGUCCAUCUUCACCGUGUUGACUAGCAGUGUUGUUUGGCUGCACACACGAACCAAGGGCAGCGUGAGCAUGCUAGAGAGAGCAGGCUCGGCGACAGCCUCAGCGGGGGUCUUGACAUCAUGUAAGGACUCCCUGAAGCAAACGGCUUCGUCCAGUUUGUCUCAAAUGUGGUUACUGAAGCGCAAAAUGAUGGGCGACUCCCAAGUUCAAGCUCACUCCAGUUACUGUGGGAGCAUGAAUGUCAAAGACCUGGGGAAAGAAGACGCCUCGCAUCUCAAUUUGAACGGUUCCCUAUGUGAUGACUGUAAAGGGAAGCAGUACUCUGAGACCCAGGACGUUCUCUGCGCUCAGUCGUCCAGGUUUCGGCGACUGCUGGGGGCAAUGCGGAGCCUCCUGGCCUACACAGGUUACUGGCUCUUUGUGCCGGCUCAUUACGUGUCAAAAGGCGCUAAAGCUUUGGGUUCAGGUGCGGGGGCCUUGAUGAAGAUGGUCCUCUCGCUGCUGUGGACUGUUGUAGCGGUACCAGCAAAGGCAGGCCGGAGUCUCCUGUGGUUUAUCGCCAGUGGAUGGUACCGCCUUGUGUCCCUAAUGUCACUACUCAAUGUCUUCUUUCUGACACGAUGCCUCCCCAAACUCUGGAAGCUUCGCCUGCUUCUUCUGCCCCUUCUGCUGCUCUUGGCUUGGUGGCUGUGGGCUCCGUCCAGCGCUGUCCUGCUCGGCUACUUUCCGCCCGUGAACGUGACCCAGUGGCAUCCUUCCUUUAUCGCCACUUACCUGUCCAGCUGGUUGCCGGCGUCUGCUCCAGAUUCUUCCCCGGAUCGGACGUCGGUCCCCGUUUCACAGACACCGCCGCUACUUGUACAUAAUGUGGACUCUGAGCGCCUGGAGCGUCUGGAGCGCCAGCUAGCUCAGCUGUGGGAGCGAGUCCAGCAAAGCGACAAGAAUCAGGAGCGCCAUCAAGCAGACAUUUUGGCCCAGUACGCUAACCUGAAGGAGAAGCUCCACAGCGAGACAGACAAGGAGACCCUAGGACUGUGGGUGUCCUCCCUGCUGGAGCGGCGGCUGGACGUGUUGCGAGGAGAGCUGGAGCGAGGCCAAGAGCUCCGAGUGCAGAGCGAAGAGCAGCUGAAAACGCUUCAAGGGCGUCAAACGGCACGCUUGGAUGACUUGGAAUCUCAGCUCGGCAUUUUGGUUGCGAGGACCGAGGUGCAGCAGCUGCAGAAAUACAACGUGGACAAAGAGAAAACGGAAGAGGCGGUCAUUGCUCCCGCUGUAGACGCACCUAUUCACAGCGAGGGCGUGAAGCAGGAGGAACACGAUGCCUUGGUGGCCGAGGUGCAAAGAUUAGAGUUGGACUUGGCCAAAAUCAGGGAGGACUUGAGCGGCGUCGUGGGAUGCAAGGGCAAGUGCGAGCAGUUGGACUCGCUGCAAGCGACGGUGUCCGCGCAAGUGUCCUCCCAAAUUCGGAAGGAGUUGCAGGCUCUGUUCUACGGCGAGGAGACGGAAGGCCAAGUUCCGGAGUCUCUGCUGGCGUGGCUGGCCCGGCAAUAUGUGAGCGCGCCGGAUCUGCACGCGUCGCUGACCGACCUGGAGCGACGCAUCCUGAGCAAUGUUUCCCGCCAACUGGAACUGAGCCACGCCCAGACUCUCGGUCAAGCGGAAUCCAAGUUGGCGUCCGUCGUCGGAUCAGUACGGAGCGAUGCCGCCGCCGAAGGGCUGUCGGAAGAGCAAGUCAAAGUGAUCGUCCAGAAUGCGCUCAAGCUCUACUCCCAGGACAAGACCGGUUUAGUGGACUACGCGCUGGAGUCUGGAGGCGGCAGCAUCCUGAGCACUCGCUGCUCCGAGACGCACGAGACCAAGACGGCCCUGAUGAGUCUGUUCGGCCUCCCUCUCUGGUACUUCUCGCAGUCGCCCCGAGUGGUCAUCCAGCCCGACGUGUAUCCGGGCAACUGCUGGGCCUUCAAAGGCUCGCAGGGUUACCUGGUGAUCCGGCUUUCCGUGAGAAUCCGGCCCACGUCCUUCUGCUUGGAGCACAUUCCCAAAGCCCUGUCCCCCACCGGCAACAUCAGCAGCGCCCCGCAGAACUUCACCGUCUUUGGUCUGGAUGACGAGUACCAAGAAGAAGGCCAGUUGCUGGGACGCUACAUUUACCGGGAAGACGGAGAAUCGCUGCAAACCUUCCCUGUUCAGGAGGUGACGGAGAAGAGCUUCCAGAUCGUGGAGGUGCGGGUGCUGUCCAACUGGGGCCAUCCCGACUACACCUGCUUGUAUCGCUUCCGAGUCCACGGAGAGCCUCGGCCUCAGUGAACCUAAUCUGUACAUACUGAGACGCACUGGUGGAUGUUUCUAAUUAGGAGAAUGAGGGGGAUUCCCAAACAGAGACUUUUUUUCCAAGUCCAAAUGUUGCACUGAAGGCGCACGACGGAAAGGGAAUCUUCUCGUCGUGAUCAGGGAGCGUUCUUAACCUUGGUUUUUCCACGCGGUCGGACAGUUUUCUACUUUGUGACGCAAGUCGCCCUUUAACACUACAAACCACUGGAGGAGGCGCAACCGGCAUUGACACUAUGAGCCAGUGCCGUUUUUGGGUGACCCCAUUUUUUAGUUUUUGCUGUUUUUCAACAUGCGCUUGCUUCAUGAGUGUGCCUGGAUCUCCAAUUGGCAAACAAUUUAACCUUUUUUCUUUUUUUUGUCGCCAUCUCCUAGACCGAAUGUAAUGUGUAUAUUUUAUGUCCCAUCAUAUUUAUCUGCUUUUAUCAGUCAAAACAAACCGCCGUUACUGUCUUUAGUUUGGAAGGAUGCACUGCAGUCGUACGAUUUGGAUCAAGCGAAAUGCCUAAAUUAUGUAUAAAGAAAAAAAGAUCCCCCACAUUCUUAUUUAUUGAGAGAUAUAAUCAACGACGACGCUUUAAUGCCAUGUAUAUUUUGUGGAAAGCUUUUCAGUGCAUUUUGGAAGCAUCUUGUUUUAUUUUUUUUAAGAAAUGGCUAUUUUUUUUGUUUUGUCAAAAUAAGUGCUCUGGAAUAUAUUCCAAUAAAGAUUUUAAUAUUUAAUGG
Corythoichthys intestinalis (scribbled pipefish) is the source of this 6828-nucleotide messenger RNA. RefSeq names its product Sad1 and UNC84 domain containing 1b (gene sun1b). The coding region runs from base 2824 to 6084 and encodes 1086 amino acids. The record is from RefSeq and is a predicted model, not a curated record. The transcript has 23 exons. Gene Ontology annotation, molecular function: protein-membrane adaptor activity. Gene Ontology annotation, cellular component: nuclear envelope; meiotic nuclear membrane microtubule tethering complex. NCBI's taxonomy places the organism in Eukaryota, Metazoa, Chordata, Actinopteri, Syngnathiformes, Syngnathidae.